Molecule: messenger RNA, 2796 nt
Organism: Didymodactylos carnosus
Lineage: Eukaryota; Metazoa; Rotifera; Eurotatoria; Philodinida; Philodinidae
Source: the annotation of a GenBank genome assembly
AUGUUCAUUUCAUUCUUCAUUGAUUCCAUUUUAAGUUUAAAUAAAUUAUCAUUUGAUAUCACUAUACCAGAAGAACAACCAAAAGAUACUAUAAUCUACGAUUUAUCACAUGAAUUUCGUCAACGUAAUAAAACACUUGUUGAUUUCAAAUUUUUACGUCCAUGUCCCUAUUUUUAUUUUAAAACAACUACUGGUCAACUCCUACUCAGUGAGAAACAUGAUCGUGAAUAUUUAUGUAGUAUUCAACGUAUAUGUACAUGUUCAAGAUGUCAAAUUAAAUGUGAUCUAUUAGCAAGAACGAUAAAAGAUACAACAAUAAUUGAAUUAAAUGUCGAAUUACAAGAUCUUAAUGAUCAUAUACCUCAUUUUUCAAAAAAUUAUUAUCUAAUACAAAUAUUAGAAAAUGUGCCUAUUGGUUAUAAAAUACAAUUAGAACAAGCACAAGAUUUAGAUACAGGAUUUCAUUCGAUUGUCAAUUAUACACUAAAAACAUUGAAUGAACAAGAAUUUGAACAAAGUAUUAAAAGUUUGAAUUCUUCUACUUUUCGAGAAAAACGAUCUUCCUCAUCAUUUCCAUUCGAAUUAUAUUUCGAUCGUAUUCAUCAUCUGUUAACAUUGGUCGUUCUUGAAGAAUUAGAUUAUGAAAGUGAUAUAAAAUCUUAUUUUGGUAUUCUACGAGCUGAAGAUGGUGAUCAUCAAUAUGAUGAAGCGCUAAUAAAAAUACAAGUAUUAGAUGUUAUUGAUACACCACCACGAUUUACGCAAAUAGCUUAUCGUUUUCGAUUAUUAGAAAAUUCAAAUUUAUCAACCCUUGUCGGCUAUGUAAAUGCAACCGAUCUCGAUAUAAAUGAUAAAAUUGUUUAUUCGAUAAGUCCAACGGAUGACGAAGAUACACGAGGAACGUUUACAGUAAACAAGCUGACAGGGGAAAUUGGUUUAAAAUCAUCUGUUGAUUAUGAACGUCGAUCGUAUUAUCGUCUAACUAUCGAAGCACAUGAUCUAAGUUCGUUAUCAUCAUAUGCCUACGUCGAUAUUGAUAUAAUAAAUGUUGACGAUAACUCUCCAAUUAUACAAAUAUCGAUACCAAAAUUAUUACGUACAAGUAGUUCAACAGAAUUACGAGUUACAGAAAACUCUCCUAUUCCAUUGACUCUUCUACAACUUUAUUGUUAUGAUCCAGAUGGUAUCUCUACGUUCUUAACUCUUAAGAUGGCAAGUUCAAUUGAGACUGAUGAUUAUUUUAAAUUGAGAAAAAUCGAUGAUCAAUCGUAUGAUUUGGUAUUAGAAAGCCCAUUUGAUCGAGAAGAAAUAGGUAAUAAAGUUCAAUUAGAAUUUUGUGUAAAUAAUGAUAUAAGAACAAUUACAAAUGUGACGAUCAUAAUAUUAGAUGAAAAUGAUUGUGAACCACGCUUUGAACAGAAUAAUUAUGAAAUUAAAUUAACAGAAAAUAAUUUAUAUCCAAAAUUUGUUUUGAGAUUUACAGCAAAUGAUCCGGAUGAGGGAGACAAUGGGCAGAUUAAAUAUGACAUGACAUUAAUAGAAAUUAAUCAUAAAAAUUCUGUUGAUAGUGAAUCUCAUUUUUCAUUGAAUGACUCAACUGGUGAAUUAAGUGUUUUAACAAAACUUGAUCGGGAAUAUAUUUCUAUAUAUUCAUAUAAAUUAUGUGCCAAAGAUCAAGGUCAACUUAUCUCUCUUCGUUCGUGCACAACAUUGAUUAUUCUUGUUUUGGAUUUAAAUGACAAUAUUCCAUUGUUUCCAUCAUCAAUAUUAAACAUUGAAAUCUAUGAAAAUCUUGAACAAAACGACUAUAUUACUCAAAUUCAAGCUAAAGAUGCCGAUCAAGAUGAAAAUGGAACAAUUACAUAUAAAUUUCAAAAUAAAACUAUUUUAAUAGACAUAAAUUCAUUUGACGGACGAAUAACAGCAACAACGACUGUAAUUGAUCGUGAACAGAUGGAAUUUCUAACCGUUGUUAUUGUUGCUUGUGAUAAUGGAAAAUCAUUGCGUUUAUGUUCGACAUGUACUCUUAAUGUUCAUAUACUCGAUCGUAAUGACAAUAAACCUCUUCUACUCUAUCCUUCGCCAUUUGGUAUUGUUUUUAUCGAUCUUAGUCAACAAUUGAAACCUUUUCAAUUACGCAGUCAAGAUCUCGACAGUGAUACCCCCAAUAAUGUUAUUGAUUAUUCAAUCACUGGUGGAUCACUAUCGUCAAAACUCUUAUUAAAUAAAACAUCUGGACAGUUAUUUUUAAGAAAUAAAACAUCAUCGAUAUUAUUUGGUACUCUUGAUAUUUGUCUGAGUGAUCAAGGUCAACCAUUAUCAUUAGUGACCUUCUAUACACUAACAUUUUUAAUACAUGAUAAUUCGACAAAUGCCACUGUUUAUUUAAAGUCACUUAAAAUAUCAUCAUCAACAUUCACAACUGUUUCUUAUUCAUCGUUAUUCUAUUUUUCUAUAUUUUGUACAUGUUUAGUACUCAUCAUCGUUCUACCUCUUUUAUUCCUUCUUCUUAAAGAUCGUCGUCGAAAGCAAAUGAAAAAUAAAUCAUCUGUAAAUACACACGAUAACUACAGUAAUCCACUAAUGAAACAACAACAAUCAUCGUUUUAUACCAAUUCUGAUACAAUAAAUACAUUAACAACCAAUACACCAGCAUCAUCGGUAACGUUAUCAACUAGGUCGAGUUUACCACCUGAAACAAAAACUGUACAAAUGAGAGUUCAAUAUAAUGAUAAAAAACAUCCAUCAUCAGCUAUUUAUGAUACAUAUUAUUCAUUUCAAGGAACAGACAUGUAA